CUCAACGACACUACCUCUGGUGCACUCGUGUCGCCAUUCAUACGGCCAGCGAAUGCCGAUUAUGACCGCGAUUUCGGUGCCGUUUCCCACCAUUUGUGCGAAACACUGACCGACACUCAGUUACGUGACUUAACACAUAAGGUUCGCGAGCACUUCGACGAGAGUAAGAUCCGGGAUCUGUUGGCUAAAGACUGGGAUUAUAGGGCGGCCAAACGGCGGAUCAAUCAGUUCUUCGGCGAUCUCAACAAGUUUGCGGUGUUUGAGGUGACGCUCAAAGAGUUGUCCCAAAUCGCAGUGUCUCUGCCCAACGAUGUCUGCAAAAACAGCACCAGUAAUGACACCAUCGGUUCCGUUGACGGCGGCGAUGAAGACCUGACCAAUAGUGGCCACAACGAGACCGCGUCGGAGACACCCGACCAGCAGAAGAAGAAUAACAUCGAGGGUUUGGUGCGAGUGUUUCUGAAGAUGCAGGAGACUAUAUGCGGACCCAAACCGGACCCAAAGCCCGACAAAAAGCACUCGUCCAACGAUACGGAUCCGCACGAAGACCCGGACGACGAGCCGGUGAACCAAUUCAUCAACGAUCAGAAGAUGUUGUUGAAUAUGUUGUACUCGAACCCAACCAUUCUGUACGCGCCGAACGGCACCGGAUCCGCCGCCCAACAGAUCAUACAGCGGGCCAACCAGACCUUUGAUCUGUUGGACAGAGUGACAAACUAUGCGCACAUACUGUUGAAUGUGUCCCAAGAGAUCGAGGACUACCUGAACCGUAACGACACUCAACACCAGUUCGAGACCGUCCGCAAGAUUCGCGAAGACAUUCUCCAUUUGCCGAAGAUAUUCCGCUUCUUGGAUUUGGCGCACGGAUUGGAACUGUUGAACCGCUCGAUCAGCGUUGGCGGCGAUUUGGACGAGUUUAAGGCCGAACUGCGGCUAAUACGUGAGGCCGCCUGCAGUUGGCUGUCGUUGACCAAAGAUAUCUCGCUCAACGUCUUCCGCGGCUUCGCCUCCGAGAAGGAUCUGAUCCAUUACUUUCAAAAACAGGCCUAUUUUGAUAACAUUACGGUCGUCGCCAGUGUGAUCUUUGACAUCGACCCCAACUCGACUUCAUUGCCACCGCAUAUCACAUACAAAAUACGCCAAAACGCGACAUUCACUCAGACGACGGCCAAAAUACGGGACCGAUUCUGGUCUCCGGGCCCGUCCUGGAGCUACAGUUACUAUAAGUUCGGUUUCCUAUGGAUUCAGGACAUACUCGAGCGGGCAAUGGUCAGCCUUCAGACCGAUCGUGAUGUGUCAGAGCCGGGCACUUACCUGCACCAAAUGCCGUACCCGUGCUAUAUAUCUGAUGAGUUCCUGUUCAUAAUCAGUCACGUGAUGCCUCUCUGUAUGGCCAUAUCGUGGGUGUACUCGCUAUCGAUGUUAGUCCAGUCGGUGGUCUACGAGAAGGAGCAGCGGCUGAAAGAGGUGAUGAAGACGAUGGGACUGAACUCGUUGGUGCAUUGGUUGGCCUGGUUUAUCACCUCAUUCACCCAGAUGUCCAUCACUAGUGUGGUGCUCACACUAAUACUCCGUUACGGUCUGGUGUUGACUUAUUCCAACCCAGUCAUCGUAUUCCUCUACAUCGAGAUCUUUGUCAUCGCCAACAUUGUCUUCUCAUUCCUGAUAUCGGUGUUGUACUCGAAGGCCAAGUUGGCGGCGGCGUGCGCUGGUAUCAUCUACUUCUUGACAUACGUCCCGUGCAUGUAUCUGGCCGUCCGCGAGGAGACCGCCAACGAUAAG
Messenger RNA from Medioppia subpectinata, 1782 nucleotides. The record is from the annotation of a GenBank genome assembly. Lineage: Eukaryota; Metazoa; Arthropoda; Arachnida; Sarcoptiformes; Oppiidae.